GCUAGGGUUACCCUUUUUAACUUUUUGUCCCUAUUCUCUCACUCUAUUUUCUAAAACCAACACCAACCCCAUCUCUCUCUCCCUCUCCAAAGUCCAAACAAUGUCUGUCUAUCAUCCACCACCCAAAACCCUGAAAAAAACCUUAAACAAAACCUACAUUAUCACCACCACAAUCCCACACAUUUCCCAUUCCCUUCCUUAAAAAUCUAAACUUUCUCACUCCCCCAUCUCACAUUCCCUUCGAAAAUCCAAUCUUUUCCUUCCAAAAUUCCAAACUUUCUGAAAAUGGAGACCAAAUGUCUCCUCCCUUUUCACCUCUUUCUGUUACUACUCUCUCUACCUCUUUCAAAACCAGAUCUCUCUGCCGACCAUUCAGCCCUACUCACUCUCCGUUCCGCUGUACUUGGCCGAACCCUUCUCUGGAACACCUCACUUCCGACCCCUUGUUCGUGGACUGGUGUCUUAUGUGAGCAAAACCGUGUCACAGUGCUACGGCUUCCUGGUUUUGCACUCACAGGAGAAAUCCCACUUGGGAUCUUCUCAAACUUGACAGAAUUGCGCACUUUGAGUCUUAGACUUAAUGCACUCUCUGGAAAGCUUCCUCAAGAUCUUGCUAACUGUAAAAGUUUGAGAAAUCUUUAUUUACAAGGGAAUCUUUUUUCUGGAGAGAUACCUGAUUUCUUGUUUGGUUUGAAGGAUCUUGUGAGGUUGAACCUUGGUGAGAAUAGUUUUACUGGCGAGAUUUCAACCGGGUUUGGUAAUUUUAUCAGGUUAAGGACUUUGUUUUUAGAGGACAAUUCGUUAUCUGGAUCUUUGCCAGAUUUGAAACUGGAAAAGUUAGAGCAGUUUAAUGUGAGUAAUAAUUUGCUAAAUGGGUCUAUACCUGAUAGAUUUAAGGGUUUUGGGAUUAGUUCUUUUGGGGGUACUUCUUUAUGUGGGAAGCCUCUUCCUGGUUGUGAUGGUGUUCCUAGGAGUAUUGUGGUGCCUAGUAGGCCAAAUGGGGGUGGAGAAGGUAAGAGGAAGAAGUUGUCUGGCGGUGCAAUUGCAGGGAUUGUGAUUGGAUCUAUAAUGGGGUUAUUGUUGAUUUUAAUGAUUUUGAUGUUUUUGUGUAGAAAGAAGAGUAGUAGUAAGUCAAGAUCAAUUGACAUUGCGUCGGUUAAGCAACAAGAGAUGGAGAUUCAAGUGGGGAAGCCAAUUGUGGAGGUGGAAAAUGGUGGUGGGUAUUCUGUGGCUGCCGCUGCGGCGGCUGCAAUGGUGGGUAAUGGUAAAGGUGGGGAUUUGAAUAGUGGUGAUGGUAAAAAGUUGGUGUUUUUCGGCAAGGCUUCAAGGGUGUUUGAUUUGGAGGAUUUAUUAAGAGCUUCGGCAGAGGUUUUGGGAAAAGGUACAUUUGGGACAGCCUAUAAGGCGGUUUUGGAGAUGGGGACUGUGGUAGCUGUAAAGAGGUUGAAGGAUGUGACAAUUUCCGAGAGAGAAUUUAGGGAGAAGAUUGAGACUGUGGGUGCUAUGGAUCAUGAGAAUUUGGUCCCAUUGAGAGCUUACUAUUAUAGUGGAGAUGAGAAGCUUCUUGUUUAUGAUUACAUGUCAAUGGGAAGCUUGUCUGCACUUUUGCAUGGGAACAGGGGAGCUGGUAGGACUCCAUUGAACUGGGAAAUCAGGUCUGGCAUUGCCCUUGGAGCUGCUCGUGGCAUUGAAUACCUUCACUCUCAAGGUCCCAAUGUUUCUCAUGGAAACAUCAAGUCAUCCAAUAUCCUUCUCACUCAAUCAUAUGAUGCCCGAGUAUCUGAUUUUGGCCUUGCCCGCCUUGUUGGUCCUCCCUCCACUCCUAACCGAGUUGCUGGAUACCGAGCACCAGAGGUAACUGACCCUGGCAAGGUUUCCCAGAAGGCUGAUGUCUAUAGCUUUGGUGUAUUGCUGUUGGAGCUGCUGACUGGGAAGGCCCCCACCCAUGCCCUUUUGAACGAGGAGGGUGUAGACCUUCCCAGAUGGGUUCAGUCUAUAGUUCGAGAGGAAUGGACUUCAGAGGUGUUCGAUCUUGAGCUCCUCAGAUACCAAAAUGUUGAGGAAGAGAUGGUUCAGCUCUUGCAGCUUGGAAUAGACUGUGCCGCCCAGUACCCCGACAAUCGUCCUUCAAUGUCUGAAGUAACAAGGAGGAUCGAUGAGCUAUGUCGGUCUAGUCUGCGGGAAGACUCACAGCCUGAACCACACAAUGAUGCAUCAGACGAUAUGUCCUCUUGAUUAGCUGGCCACAUCACUCCAUGUAUUGCAGAGGGAUUUUCGUUGCUUUGUUUGUGCCCAUAAUUUUAAUGUUUAUUCUGGUGUUUGAUGAUGUGUUUGAUCCGUUCUCAUCUUUCAUUAGGAGCCAACUGAUAUGUUUUUUUUUUUUGGUUUUUCUUUUGCCUCCUCAUCCCCACUGUACUAAUUUCCCCUUUUUGUUUCAUGAAAACUUAGGGGUGGAUGUCUGUUCUAUUUCUCCUAUUUGGGUGGAUGGUGGAGGUUGUAAUUAUUAUUCUUGCUUUUGCUUUUACUUUUUCUUUUGCUUUC
Populus trichocarpa (black cottonwood) is the source of this 2541-nucleotide messenger RNA. Its product is annotated as probable inactive receptor kinase At1g48480. NCBI's taxonomy places the organism in Eukaryota, Viridiplantae, Streptophyta, Magnoliopsida, Malpighiales, Salicaceae. Gene Ontology annotation, molecular function: protein kinase activity; ATP binding; protein binding. The record is from RefSeq and is a predicted model, not a curated record. Gene Ontology annotation, biological process: protein phosphorylation. The coding region runs from base 286 to 2235 and encodes 649 amino acids. The transcript has 2 exons.